AUGCCUCGUGCUGCCUCGUUCUUCACCUUUGAGCGUGCUCGCAUGCUCGCUGCUCCCUACCCGCUCCUCGAGGGUCCUCGCCUCGCCGUCCGCCAGGCCCACCUCGACCGCAGCUGUGACGAGCGCGACCUCGCCGACCUCGGCCGCCUCCCGCUCCACCCUUGGCUCGUCCACGCCGCCAAGCUCGACUACAAAAAGGUCAUGGCGUCGACGGCCACCACCUCGUUCGCCCUCGUCGCCACCUCGACCGCCACGGCCGACCGACGUGACCUCUCGCCUACGCCGCGCCCGCUCAAGCGCAAGGCCGACGACACGGACGGCGCUUUUGUCGCCGACAUGACGCUGCCGGAGAAGCGGUGCCGGCUCACCAAGGAGCAGUACAUCUGCCGCAUCGCCAAGGGCUACAACCGCGAGAUCACCUCGGACGACGAGGAGAAGACGAAGCUCGCCGUCGCUCUGGCCCGCUUCCACGAGUUCUGCGCGAUCGACAAGAUCCUCAAGGCGAAGAAGGAGCGCCAGGCCGCCAUCACCUCGGCCCUCGUCGACCACCUCAAGGGCCUCGAGGACUGCUACCUCAUGCUCGCCAAGGACGCGGGCGAGCUCGACGCUGCCCCGCUCAAGGUCGAGCCGGCCAAGCCCAAGAAGAAGACCUCGCCGUCGGCCAGCCCGUCGAUGCGCCGCUCGACCGAGGAGCUCUUCCCAGACGACGAGUACGUCCCCGACGACCUCGCCGACAAGUACAUGACGCCGGCCGAGAUCCGCCGCUCGCUCCGCAUCGCUGCACGCGCCGAGCACCUCGGCAACGAGGCGUGGGCCGACCUCUCGGACUCGGACGACUCGGACGACUCGGACGACUCGAACGAGGACGACGUCGACGUGCUCGUCCUGUCGGACGACGAGGACGUCAAGCCGGUCGUCGCGCGCCCGCAGUUGCCCGAGCGUCGCCACAAGCACAAGACGUACGAGGAGCCGAUCGUGCUCUCGGACGACGACGAGCCGGCGGCGCCCGCCAACAAGCGCGCGAGGUGCUUGUCCAAGCAGUGCCCGAUCGACCAUUUCAGCAAGCUCGACCUCAUCAAGCUCAUCCACGACAUCAUCCCGAUCGACUCGACGACCAGCACCACUGCCGCAAGAACCACCGACAACCUGUCGACCUUUGUCUCGCCGUACCCGUCGUGCAGUGCCGGCUCCUUUCUUUCGACGAGGCGCCGCGACCGUCCUGCCCUCGCGCACGACGCCGUUCGACCGCCUCCGCUGUGCAGACCCUCGAGCUUCGUCUCGGCCACUCUUGGUCACGUGUCCUGA
Rhodotorula graminis WP1 is the source of this 1305-nucleotide messenger RNA. RefSeq lists its product as uncharacterized. Lineage: Eukaryota; Fungi; Basidiomycota; Microbotryomycetes; Sporidiobolales; Sporidiobolaceae. The record is from RefSeq and is a predicted model, not a curated record. The transcript is spliced from 9 exons. The coding region runs from base 1 to 1305 and encodes 434 amino acids.